Messenger RNA from Vollenhovia emeryi, 939 nucleotides. Its product is annotated as golgin subfamily A member 6-like protein 2. The transcript has a single exon. NCBI's taxonomy places the organism in Eukaryota, Metazoa, Arthropoda, Insecta, Hymenoptera, Formicidae. The record is from RefSeq and is a predicted model, not a curated record. The coding region runs from base 1 to 939 and encodes 312 amino acids.
AUGGAGGAGGAAAUGGAGGGACAGAAGAGCGCUGAGGGGUUUGAGAGCACGGGAGGAAGGGGGAGAAUAGGAAGUAUCGGAGUGGUAGAGGAAUUGGCGAAAAGGAAGAGAGAGGAAUUGGAGAAUAGUUGGGAGCAGAUUUUCCAAAAAAGUAGUAAAACGGAAAGAUCGUCACCGAGGAAAAAAGGGACGGACACGACGUUAGAAGAGGUCAGGGAUGCGCUGUUGGAUAUAAAGAGGGAGGUGAGAGAUCAGGGGAAGAGACUGGGGCAGGAGCUGGAGGAUUUGAAAAGGGAAUUCAGAGAACAGAUGAAGGAGGGAAGGGAAGAGAGGGAAGUACUAAGAGCUGAGAUAGAGAAAAUAGAGAAAAGGGUUAUAGAGUUGGAAAAAAGUGGGGGAAAUGGGAAAAGUAGUGAAAAGAAAGGAGGGAAGGAGGGGGACGAGAUUUUAAAGAAUAGAUUAAAGAGUAUAGAAAGAAAGUUGGAACUAAAAGAAAGGGAGAAGAGGAGAAGAAAUAUAAUAGUAAGGGGAUUGAAAGUGGAAGGGGAAAACAGGAGAGAAAAGGUAGAAGAACUUAUGAGGGAAAUAGGAGUAGAAGUAGACAUUUUAGAAACUAAAAAGAUAGGAGAAGAUAGAGAGAAAGGGAGAGAGAUGGUAUGGGUCAAAUUAAGAGAUGAAGAACAGAGAGGUAAGAUUUUAGAGAAGAAGAGUAAACUGAAAGGGAAAAAAGAGAGAAUAGGUGAGGAUUUAACAUGGAGGGAGAGGAAAAUGAAAUGGAAAUUAGAGGAAAUAGCGAGAGAAGAGGAGAAGGAGGGGAAGACAGUAUGGAUAAGAUAUGGGAGAAUUAGAAUAGAUAAUAUAUGGUGGAGAUGGGACGAGGAUGAAGAGGUGUUAAGGGAUGGUAACGGGAAUGUGAAAGAGUUAAAAAAAGGACUAUAG